Messenger RNA from Phytophthora infestans T30-4, 495 nucleotides. RefSeq lists its product as uncharacterized. Bases 1 to 495 code for a protein of 164 amino acids. The record is from RefSeq and is a predicted model, not a curated record. The transcript has 4 exons. NCBI's taxonomy places the organism in Eukaryota, Oomycota, Peronosporomycetes, Peronosporales, Peronosporaceae.
AUGACCAAGCUAGCCCUUCACAGUAGCUUUGAGCGCAUAUGGGCGGAGAGCUUCUACCAGAUACCCCACCACUUUCUUUUGUUCAACUUGAAGCACGUCCUUCAUGUUAAGGCGCAUUCUCAACCGGCCGCACCGCACCGCAUCGCACAAUUUUGUUCCGUGAUGCAACUCGAGGUGCACUACGCCCCAUAUCCCACCGGGCAGAUUAAUGAAUUUGAGUCCUGUAACACUGCACCGAGAGCGGACGUAGAUAGCAGGACGCUGCGUGAAAAGAGCAGCUUCUGGCAGGAUGUGCAAGCCGCAUUCGUACAGAGAAGAGUAGAUCCAUCGCUGGUCAAGCCACACUCGUCUAAGAAGCUGUACGACAUGUCGAAAGAGAUUAUUCGACUUUACUUCUCCGCGGAUGAACGAAUUACAGCUUCGGGCCAGAAUGAAAACGACUUUCCAAACUCUGUAAACAAGAACGGAGCUGUCCCUUACCUGCGCAAUGGCUGA